CCUGACACUUUUCUGCAGGAGAGCAAAAACGAGUGCGCGUCCACGUGUCCUGUAAUUGACGCACCUGCUAGUCUUAGCAAAAUUGCACAAGUCUGGUUGCUGACAGACUUGGAAUAUUAUCACACUUUUCUCGGGAUUGUGAAUGUUUCCUGCCGCUUGAACAAUGUUCAAGAUAAUAGAUAUGAAGGUUAACUCCCCCUCAUGUAUUUGGGGUCGUGUGGUAUGUGAUGAUGUGCACUCCAGCACACAAUACAACACUCUACUGUCACAGAUGAACAUUUUUUACAGUGAUGUUCACCAGGAUUGUCAAAAACUUGUGCCCUCGACCAUAGAGGAAGGGCAGGUGUACGUAGUCUACUGGUCCUGCAUAAAGUCUUGGUGUCGAGCUAAGGUUGAAGCAGUCAUCAAUGACUCGGUUCCAGUGCAGGCGUGCUGCUUCCUGGUUGACCAUGGAGAAAGGCUCUGUGUUCCCAAAGACCAGAUUCGAAUUGGACUCCAGAAGUACUUCCAGCUGCCGUUCUGGGUGAGGCGCUUCCACCUCGCGAGAAUCAAGCCAAUGAAGCUGCACGUUUCUCCAUGUGAGGAGUUGGCUGAGCUCAUCCCCUCUAGUCAGUGGGACAGCUCUGCUACACUGUAUCUACACCGUCUGCUUCAAGCCUCAACUCUAGUUGAAGCGGUGUUGCUGGUGAAAGAGUGUGAAUCCACUGCCAUCGAGCUCUACAUGACCAUUGACUCCUUCAAGAUUUGUGUCAAUGACGAUCUCGUAGCCAAGAGGUUUGCUAAUUACCGCAGGCAGCCGACUGACAACUGCCUGCUGGACAGAAAGGACCGAACACCCUUGAUGUUGUCACCUAACAUCCUCAGCCAGACUGUACAGAAACCCAUGCUCAAGCCGUUAGAAUGCACCCCACCAUGUCCUGUGUUAGGUGAAGCUCAUGCACCUUGCCAAGAUGUUGAAAUCCACUUCAAAACUGCAGUGACAUCACAGAGUAUUCACAAAACCCUCAAUGGUGAUGGGCUGCAAUCCGAUUUUGCUGUCCAUGACAUCAAAUCUAACAACUGGCUGCUGAACGGAUCUGAUGAAGGAAAAGGGUCAAAGGACACUGAAGGCCACUGGCCACCCCUGGGCUUGCCCAGCACGUCCACUUCCGAGAGUGACUUGUCGGCGGACUCCUCUUCGGCUUCAGCAGUGAAUGAAAACCAAAUUUCUGUCAGGUCCUCUGGUCAUCUGGAUCUUAGCAAUGGAGACCAGCAGACAGCUAGCAUGGAUAAUCUUGAGCACAGGGAUCACCAAACUGAAAAAACAAGUGAAAACUCUGCCAUCUUCUCAGGAUCAGACUUCGACAGACAAGAGUCUGUAGUCGUGCCAAAGGCCCUAAAUAAGGAGGCAAGAUUUUGCCAAAGCUUUUUAAUGUGUCUGAACCCAGCACUGUUGAAGACUAGUCUUGAUGAAGAAAGUCGCCCGUUGCUUCGUGUGGAACCUAUGAGGAAUGAGAUUUUGGUGCACUCAGCACUCCCACCAUUGGAGCCCUGCUCGAGCCUGGAUGAUAUUCACUUCACUGAGGCUCUCUGUUGGGAGUUGAAGAGACGCCGUCACCCCACCCUGUCUCCAUCAGAGAGUCACAGCUGGCCACCUCUUCUACAGGGCUGCAACACCCUCAUCAUCUCUAGCAACGCAGAUGACCUGCUCACUUCUAUUCCUCCACUGCUUCAACAUAUCAUGCUGAACUCCAUCUACUGCUCCAAUACCACCAGCACGGGGCCCAUAGCAGUAGUGCUGUGUCCUGGCUGGGAGAGAGUCCAAAUGGUGGACGACCUGCUGAACAACUUGAAUGUAUCCCGGCUCUUAAAUCCAGCUGCAGUGCUGCUGGGCCUUGGAAAGGACGAGGCUAAAGAAUUUAGAAUCUCCAGAAACUGCCUUUUCUUAGUGACAACACCGUUCAGUCUGGUCCGCCUGCUUCCAUGCCGCUGCUUCCUCUUUCUGCGUGUGCAUCACCUGAUUCUGGACCAAGCUGACCAGCUCUUCACUCAUGCUGCUGUCCAGAUGUCGACCAUUCUGCAACAUUUUAAGAAGACUGCGUCAAGCGAGGAGAACCAUGGCUGUCCCCAUCAACUUGUUGCAACGUCCAAGAAAUGGACCAAUGAAAUGGAAGAUUUGGUUGCAAGCUAUAUGACCCACCCUUCAAUCAUCAUCUCAUCCCCUGAAGAAGCUGCUUUCUACGGUGAAGUUCAUCAGAUGGUCCGUGUGACUGUUGAAAGCAGCAAGAUCUCAGUUCUUCUGGGAUCUUUAGACUUCAGUCCCGAUGUUGGCCAGAAGACACUUGUUAUUGCCAACUCUCCCAAAGAGGCUGAAGAGGUGUUCAAGGCGGUUAGCAGCAAGUCGGCUUUCUGCCUCAAGCUCCAUGAGGGGUUAACAGAUCAGAUUGAGGAAGUGUUACUUCACUGGAGGAAAGACAUUACACCUGGAAGUCACAUACUUUUAGUGACUACUGAUGAGUGUCUGACUUGUCUGGAAAUUAGCGAUGCAACGUGUGUCAUUCAUUAUAGUUUCCCAACUUCACCCAAAUGUUUUGGCCGUCGACUCUUCUGCAUGGCGGACUACUUCAGGAACCUCUCUGGAGUCAGACAGGAGGCACAUCCAAAGGGUUCCCCUCCUGUCGCCAGGUCACUCGUGCUCAUCUCAGAGAGAAAUGCCCGUCAUGUGUCUGGAAUCGUUCGCUACAUGAAACGCACUAAUGCCCUGCUGCCCUCAGAACUGCUCUCUUUUGCUGAGGCCAUUCAAGCGGUGCAGGAGGAGCAAAAGUCCAGUCUCUGCAGCUCCUUGAAGAGUUGGGGUUUUUGCAGUAAUGCCAGUAAGUGUCUGGAUCGUCACAGGUAUGAUUCCAUCCUGGAUGCAUCAGAAUUGCCGUCAUCUGGAAUCAUUGAGGUUGUUCCCCUCCAUGUCAAAACUGCUUCAGUCUACUACGGACGAGUCCUCAAUGGAGACACUGACUUUGAGAGGAUGAUGUCAGAGCUUGCUUCUUAUUACGCUGAGAAGAACAUGGGGAUGGUGGAGGAGGUGCUGGAAGGAGGAUUGUAUGCUGUUGAGGAGAACAACACCUUCCACAGAGUCAAGGUUCUAUCAGUCCUGGACCGAGGCGAUCGGCUCUUUUUCAGUGUCUUAGCUGAGUUUAUCGAUGUGGGGAAGAAAGAAGAAGUCAGAGCCCAUCAGCUCCUGCCGUUACCUGAAAGCUUCCACUCUCUACCCAGCCAGGCUGUCGAGAUCGUCCUCUGCCAGUUGAAACCAAGUGAUGCUGAGACUCAGUGGCACCCAAAGGUGACCAGAGUCAUCAGUCAAAAGAUCGAAGGUGUGCAACACAGAGCUCGAGCUGUUUUCGCUCUCGGAAAGACUGUGUUUGUUGACUGCAUGGUCCGUGUGACAAAAGUUCCUGGGAUAAAGGCUCAGAUAAAUGAGUACAACGUCAAGUCACUGAUUUUAAACACUGGAAUGGGAGAAGGAAACCCCCAGCAUCUGGAUGUGCUUCAAGCACUUUGUCAUAAAGAUGCUAAAAGUGUUGGAGAGUCCAAAAACCUCUUUGGGUCUACCAACGGGCACCUGAGUCAGGCUGAUGUCAGUAAUACUGAGGAUGAGGUUCUUCUUAAAGCCUUUCAAGAGGCACAACUUGAUGGACUGGCCCACAUUGAGAAUACUAACUUGAAAUCUGAUAUGACAAAUCGUCCAGACUCUUCAGAACCACCAUCACAUGGUGACUGCUACCUGGAGUCAACAAAGGACCAAGCACAUUCCUCUCAUUCUCCAGCUCCUUUUCCGGGAAGCAACAAUUCUGAGGAGGAAAUGUCAAACUGUCUGACCAGUCACCCCCCACCCUCCCAGAAAGCUGUCUCUGAGGAACCUCAUGUCCAGCUGGUCCUCACCCAAGUGGAGAACAAGGAUUUACCUCAAAGUUUGCAUCCUCAGGUCCACUGGUACCAGACUUUAGAGUCUGUGAUCGUGACGGUGAAGUUGAUUGCUCCAGGGAAUCAAAAAUGCGGUUUCUUCCCAGACAAGGUCAUGUACAGUGGUCAGGUCAAUGGUCACACUUACAGAGCAGACCUCCAACUUCAGGGAACCAUCAUUGCUGACCGUUGCUCCUGGCAGAUGAAGUCCAAUGAGCCAGUUCUCAAACUUGUCAAACUUCAGAGUGGACGCUGGGAUCGACUGGUCAAGAGCAAGAAUAUUUUUGUAAGUUAUGAUUUGGCUCACCUGGAUGAAGACGAGUAUGAUGAAAUGGAAAGAAGGAACAACACGGAACACCACCACACGCCAGAUUUCUAUUUCUCUGAAGAAACAGGAGAGGAAAACUGGUACAUGAGCUCGGACAGUGGCAGUGAGAGUGACUAAGCACAAUGUGCGACGCAACAAACAAGGGUUUAGGUUUUUUUUUAUCAUACUAUCUUCAUUAUUAUUACAUUUAAAAUGACCUUUAAUUUUUUCUAUGGCCCUUGAAAACUUGUGUUUAAUCGUGUUUUAUAUUACAGUAUGUGAUUUUUUUUUUUCUUUACUCAUUUAUUUCAAUUUUGUUUACUGUUGCUGAGCAAAAAGGAAAUGAAAUUUAUAUAUUUCAUUGUUUUUCCUUCUGCUGGAGCAUUUCCCAGUUGCUUGGAUUGAGAAGCAGAUAUGUUCUUUGAGUUUUCAGGAAUAGUUGCAUUGUGGUCUUUUGAGUUCAGUGCUUCUGAAGUGGAUUAAAAAAAGUAUAAACGUAUAAAUGUACUUGUUUCUUUAUGGGUCAUUCAUGACUAGUUAGAUUGUUUUGAUUAUUUGGUUGCUCUAUACACAAGACAAGUGAAUCGGAAUCCUUUCUGUCUGAAGUCCGAAUGUACAGCUCUGUUUCAAGAACAUGCAUUGAGCUGAAUUGGUGACUCUAAAUCGCUGUGUACGGUGGUGUGUGAAUAGUUGUCUGUCUGGAUGUCCUGUGAGGGACUGGUGACCUGCCCAAAUAGUUAUACCUAUCAAAAAAGUUUUCAUUUAAGAUUCUUUGUUAAAAUGAUUUCUCUGUUUUGCAUAGAACUGUUCCGCUCAAUUUUUAUUUUCAUUUAAUUCACUUGAUAAAUGCAGAAAAUGUGGAUCUGCUCCUCUGUUAUUUGUUCUGCUUUAAUAAUAAA
This is a messenger RNA of Synchiropus splendidus (mandarinfish), 5142 nucleotides long. It is a transcript of the gene tdrd12, whose product is annotated as tudor domain containing 12. The record is from RefSeq and is a predicted model, not a curated record. Gene Ontology annotation, biological process: germ-line stem cell division; transposable element silencing. NCBI's taxonomy places the organism in Eukaryota, Metazoa, Chordata, Actinopteri, Syngnathiformes, Callionymidae. The coding region runs from base 164 to 4381 and encodes 1405 amino acids. The transcript has 36 exons. Gene Ontology annotation, molecular function: metal ion binding.